Exophiala dermatitidis NIH/UT8656 is the source of this 1849-nucleotide messenger RNA. RefSeq lists its product as uncharacterized. Gene Ontology annotation, biological process: peroxisome fission. The record is from RefSeq and is a predicted model, not a curated record. The transcript has 3 exons. Gene Ontology annotation, cellular component: peroxisomal membrane. The coding region runs from base 350 to 1276 and encodes 308 amino acids. Lineage: Eukaryota; Fungi; Ascomycota; Eurotiomycetes; Chaetothyriales; Herpotrichiellaceae.
CGACAACUAAACAAAAGACGGGGAACCCUCCGCUCCGCUCCACUUCCAAGGUAUUCUCCCUACCUUGUACCCUGCGAUCACAAAUAUCUUGUCUAUCAUUGAGCACUUCAGCUUCAAGUUGGAGGUCGCAGCAACAACAGCCGCAGCACAGCUUUACCACCUUCUUCCCAACCGGCAGCGAGACGAAACUCGCGUCAAUCCCAGCUGUAGAGGAAAGGCUGUACAUACAAACCCCUCCAGCUUCCCGGUUCCGUUCGAUAUCAAGUUGCGGUCAGGCCGUUGUCCGCAUCCAUCUCUAUAAUCCUAAAUCGACAGAAUCUCCCAUCUCCCACUCCCAUCAGCCAUCACCAUGUCGGCCAACGAGUCCACGCACCCUGACCCGAGCGUCGUGCCUCACGACCCGGUCGAGACAGACAACCUCUCCGGAGGAAUUGAGGCCAUCAAGCCAGAAGAAAAGCCGGCGCUGGCCAAGCUGCCCAAAGAUGUGACCCACACAAUCUCCAAGACGGACGAGAUCAUUGUGCGCAUCAGCAAACUCAUCAAAACCACCGCUGGACUCGGCGCCGCGCUCUCCACGCUCAACUACUCCAUCUACCUGGCAGCCUACCUGCACGCAAAGGCCCCCACCCGCGCCGCCGUCAUCACCUACAUCUCCCGACUGAUCGGGCGUACUCCAUCCAAAAUCCCACCGGGCGCCCUCGCACCCGCUAAUCCAACAUCAUUCCUCACACCUUUGGGAUCGUUAAUCUCAGACACACGCACGACGCUGCGCUUGACGGGCCUGAUCCCACUCUACAUCUGGCUGAAGACACUUCUAUCCAGAAAAUCCGCCGCCGAAAUGGACCCGGCACUGCGCCGCGUCGCCCUGAUCCAGUGCACGGCAUACAUGGGUUUUCAGGCCCUAGAAAACAUUUAUCAUCUGGUCGUCAAGGGUGUCUUGCCCGCCGAUAUUGUCGCCAAGCGCGGCGGAAUCAACAAAUGGGUCGCCUGGAGCUGUCGCGCCUGGCUGGUUGGCGUCGCGGCGGACUUUUUGCGCUUGCUACGUGAAGCCCAGCUCGAUAAGUCCAAGAGGGCUGCCAAAUCGACUCAAGAACGAGAGGAUUCUGAUCGCAAGUGGUGGAACGAGUUUAUGGUUGCUGCUUAUUGGAUCCCUGUUGCUAUUCAUUACAGCAAUUACCCGGAGGGUAUUCGGUACAUGAAUACCGGUCUCGUUGGCUUCUUUGGCCUCAUGGCUGGUCUGAAUAAUUUCAGAACCCAGUGGGCUGCAACUGCUUGAUUUUUUAAACUUUCUGAUUGUCUGGGGCGGCGGUGAUGGGAUGAGGUGGAAUGGGACGGUUGCUACCGUUUGCGUCUCUGGACUGUGAUGCAAUGGGGUAGCACUGCACUGCUAUCUGGCAACGGUGGAUGGGAUUUGAAGUAGAGAAGAAGCUUUGUCAAGGACUUGAUGUUUGCAAAUGUGACAGGAACAGAUUGACUCAAUUUCUUUCACAAUGUACAGAGAAUCUCGAUCUUAGUUUAUAUUGCGAGCUCACCUUUGAAUAUGGAGAUGUCACAAUCAAUCCAAUGACUUGCAAAGAGAUAAACACCAAUAUAUGGCCAUAUCUUUGCUACGAGUCCUAACCUUCCGCUUCAGAAUCCGAAAUCCGGGUUCUCUACACAGUACUUCACUCACAAACCUUGCUGGAUAGACAAGACAAGAACUCUUCGGACCAACAGCUCGCUUCCAAAGUCGGUGCAUGUGCGUAUGGAGAUAUCAGUCAAGUCGAGCCUUGGGAGUCUUACAUUUACCAUCAAAUAAUAUUUUGCCAAUAUUAGCACUAGACUAGAUAUACAUUAUACCUCACCCACA